ACCGAGCAUGGAAAAAGUCACCCCUUAAGAAGUCUGGCUCCAGCCCUCACAGGUAUUUAGGCACCUGACUCCAUCACCCUCAGUCCAAUGAGCUGAUGGCCAGACUUAAUGGGACCCCGAAAAGGACACUGAGGACUUCUAGGGAUCAGCAUCCCCAGGACUGGGACAAAUGCUUACCCUACCGGCUGCUCAUUUGCAGGGAAGUGCCCUAGGUUGUCCUCAUGAAUACUCUUGUGGAGGAUGUCCAUGAUCCUCUUUGCUUGUGUGGUGAGAGUGAGGGACGGACUUCCACUUUCAGCCUCCACGGAUUUUCAUCUCAACCAGGACUUUCUGGAAUGCAGGAAGAGACUAAAGGCAUUAUCCUUAAUUCUGGCACAGUAUCCUGAUCGAGGCACAGCAACAGGACGUGGCUUCAGCAUACAUUUUCAUUCUUCUGGGGACAUCACCUGCAUGGGGAUCUGCACCAGCAGUUGCCCAACCGUCAUGGCAUUUUGUUUCCUGGAGGAGCUUCAGUGGAAAUUUUCUGCUUCAUAUGACUCUAUGAGCAUAAGCUUGGCUACCAGACCCUAUGCUUUCCUUGAAUUUGAUAAUAUUAUUCAGAAAGUGAAAUACCAUUUCAACUACACAAGCUGCUCUCAAAUGAAGAACCGCCUGGAGAAAAUUCAGGAAGAGCUGAAGUUCCAUCCUCCUGUGCUUCUGAAACUAGAGGAUACAGAGCUGAUGAAUGGGAUGAUUAACGGGCACACAGAAGUGCACAUGGGGUCUGCCCCUACCUACAGAAUGCAACCUGUGACUCCUUUGGGGAUUCUGUCUCUUGUUCUCAACAUCAUGUGUGGGGCUUUGAACCUCAUUCGAGGAGUUCAUCUAGCAGAGUAUUCUUUUCAGGAAGACCACGAGGGAACUGGAAAUGUAAUAGCAUUUCUCCUUUCUUUUCUAGCCUGCAUUUUUCAGUGUUAUUUGUACUUGUUCCAUGGUUCAUCAAGGAAGAUGAAGGCAUUUGUACUGUUUUUCUCCAUUUGUCUAUGCAACAUUUACUUGUAUGGAUUAAGAAACAUCUGGCAAAUACUCUUUCACAUAGGAGUGGCUUCUCUUUCUUCAUAUCAGAUACUGACAAGGCAACUGAUGGAGAAACAGCCUGAUAUUGGAGUAUGAAAACACACAUGGGAUUCAUCGCUCAUAUUUUAAAAAAACUUUUAUUUACUUACACUAGCCAAAAAUACUUUGGGGCAUAUUUUAAAACUGUACAACGAUGGUUAUCACCAGGGAGAGAUUUUGAAAUGAAACAACUCGAAAUAAACUGUGCUCUUCUAAUUAGUGUCAAAUAGACAUUCAGGGGAUUAGUUGUACUUCAGCUGUGCAUUGCAGACUAUUUGCAAGCAUUCGUAAUGGAGGUUCUCACUACCAUUGAGAAUCUUCAGUACUCAAUCUUUUCAAUGUACUCCUUGACUAAUACCAAACAGUCAGUCUCUCUUCAUUUGUCUCAUUUGCUUUGCAACAGUUCACUAUUUCAGUGUGUUGCCCUGGAAGUUUGACAGAAAACAUUGAAAUUGUACUUUAAAACCGAGACUGAUUAAAAUUGUGGAUAAUAAUGCUUAGCACUUUCAUCUAUAGAUCCUAAGUUGCUCGACAGAUGUAAACUAAGGAGGCAUUUGCCAUAAUUAGUCAGUAAUUGGUGGAAAAAAUGCUUUUAGUGGGAUUUUCAGGGUAAUCCUACUAAGGUGAAAUAGAAUGAUAGGGGUCUGAAGAAAAGAAAAGGUCAGGGGCCCUUUUAAAAACCAUAAAGGAUGUAAAAUGUCUCUUGAGUAAACUGUACAUCUUAAUUGUUGGUAUGGUGUGAGCUUAUUGAGAAAUUGUCAGUAAGUUUUUGAAGCUGCAUAAACCAAACCAAAAAAACACACAACUGACCUUUCAGCCCAAGUGGCCUUUAUUUCCCUGUUGAAGGUCACAUUUUUUGAAAGGGUAAUUAUAUGUUUGUUUGGUUUAUACAGAUAAAUAAGUUUGGAAGAUGUAUUUUGUGACAACCCAGUGAGUUUUUCAACCUUUCAAAAGAUAUGUUAUUAGCGAUUAGAAAUCCAUUCCCCAUCCUGGAAAGCAAGAGCAGGUUCUCUUUAUUUUACAUUUAAGCUCUCAUGCUAAGAUUAAUUUAUGAGCAUGCACUUUUGAAUAUAGUCAUUAGGAACUGAAUUUCUCCACCUCUGCUGCAGUGUAUAUUCUGGUAUUUAAUGUGCUGAAGUAUACACUGAGAUAUAAAAUGUAUCUGAACACUUUUUUGAUAAGUUUUCUCUGUAUAAAGAAUGUCUAACGUUUUGACACAGCUGUCUUUUGGAGGGUUAGUGGAGAAUCAUGAAACCUGAGAAAUUACAGGAAGCUUGUAGUUGUAAUACUGUGGAGGUAACCUCUUAAUUUUUUCUCACUUAACCGUUUUAUGGUAGUCCCAUGUAUUCUGUAGAAUUUCAUCCCCUUGCUGAGGAAUUGUUCUUUCACUUAAUGUCUCUACCUUUCAUGUUUGCAGAGAUUAAAUUGAUGGAGAGUUACCUUCCUGACUCUGUAGGCAGCUUAAAUGUUAGUCAAUAUUAUCUAUUUCACUACUGACUAUUAUAGUAGAAACAUCCAGCUAAUAUUUUAAACCAGACCCACACAUUGUGUGCUAAAAGCCCUAACAACUGACUAUCCAGCUGCCGAAACCUGCACCUUCCUCUGACAACUUGUGCAAUGCAACUCUGUGCAGCCAAUGCAUAAAUCUGUGCAUAAAGAUUUAAGUGACUGGAUAUUGUUUAUGUCUGCUGUUCUAAUAGUACAGCCUUUACUGUACCUAGUCCCAUGCACUGCUACAGUGAAACAGAAGUAUCAGGAGGUAGCUGUGUUAGUCUGUAUCCACAAAAACAACAAGGAGUUUGGUGGCACCUUAAAGACUAACAGAUUUAUUUGCCACCGGACUCCUUGUUGUUUUAGAGAAAUAGCAAAAGAUUCUUCUAUGUUUUUGGUACAUGGAAAGGCACUGUGUAGUAAAGAAAACUGAGCUGAAAUUCCAGGAGUAAAUAAACUUUAAAAAGGGAAAAAUAUAUCAGAAGGAAAGGGCUAAAAUGAAACAUCAGAAACAGUGGUGGGUAGAAACUUGGAGACCAGUGGAAACUUUAGCUUGAUAGGAGACAGUAAGUUGGAUGUGAAAUUGUAAGAUGAUAUGACCGCCAAAAAGACCCUAUGGUUGUAGGCUGCAUGGGGUGAGGCAUGUGUCAGAGCAGGGAAGGAUCAUAAUCCUUUAUGCAGCUCGGAUGCAAGCACUCCUAGAAUUAUUUCAUUCAGUUCCAGGUAUCCGUAAUGAAGACAGACAUGCUGAAGGGUGUCCACAGAAGACUGUCCAGGUAUUGAUAUUUGAAGAGAGAAGAGAAAGUCACUGCUUAGCAUAGAAACUAAAGGGGUCAGCCUUUCUUGAUGUUUGUCCUUCAGAUAUCAGGUCAGAUGAGAAAGAAGUUAAGGCACAAGGAGGCACAACUAAGCCUAAUAGAAUGAAACUGAAAAGGAACAUUUAGGUUGACUGUCGGGGAAAACUGCUUGAUACUAAGGGCUUGUCUGCACUACCACGUGGGGUCGAUCUAAGACACACAAUUUAAGCUACGUGAAUAGCGUAGCUGAAGUAGACUUACUUAGAUCUACUUACUACGGUGUCUUCACUGCAGUAAGUUGAUGGCUGACGCUCUCCUGUCGACUCCGCUUGCGCUUCUUGUUCUGGUGGAGUACCAGAGUCGACAGGAGAGUGCUCAAUGGUCAAUUUAUCGCAUCUAUACUAGACGCGAUAAAUCGACCCCCGCUGGAUCGAUCUCUGCCCGCCGAUCCAGCGGGUAGUGUAGACGAGCCCUGAGAUCUAUUAAACUGUGUGGAAUAGGCUAAGGUAGCCGUUCCCAGACUUCAUGAAUAACAUAACAUUUGCUUAAAAAUUUGAUGUUUGAAGUAUCACUUGCAAAUGUUUCCUUUUUUAUUUUAGGACUUAACUGGUUUUUAAUAUUUCUGAACUCAUAGUAAAAUAAAUGCCUAAGGAAGCCAGAAAUUAUAACCUCCUUUUUUAAACAUUUCAAGUUCUUUAUCGGUGUAUCAAAAAGCACAAUGAAGCAGCAAUUGUUGAUCUGUUUUGUAUUACUCAAAUUACAAGGAACAAUUAAAUGUCAAGAGACAUGUUGACAUAUCUCUAUAUGCUGCCAAGCUAUGUCAAGGCCUGACUUUUUAAUAUAUCAAUUCAAAGUUACUCCUCAUUCUUAUCUGGACUAUUGAAGAACAUGAGCCAAAGUUCUUUACUUACAUUUUGACAAUAUUUUUAAACUAAGAGCCAAUCAAAAUGUUUUGCAUUUUCUCUGAUAAAAAUAUAAAAGUACCAUUAAUGAGAAGGGUGUUCUUGCUUCACAUAUCAGGGUUGCUUUGUGUCAGGUAAGAUUUUGCUGAGCUUCAGCUGAAGGUCUGGUCCUGCAGACCUAAGUUUCAUCUUGUAGGUUUUUUUUUUUAAUGGUGAUCAGGGCAGAAAUCCAGUUCUGUCAGGGAAACCUUUCUUAACAUUCAGCCUAGUAGCACUUGUAACAUGUUCUAUUCAUAUGAAUGGAGGUCUUAUUAGAAAAUAAUGCAUGAAGAUGACUAAGAGUAAACUUUUUUUUAAUAAUCCGUUUUCUAAAUUUCCAUACUAGGGUCUGCCUUGCUGAUGUUACAGGACAUGGUGCUCCUACCUCUGGCUAGUCUUAACCAGGUGGCAGUGCAUUGACUUAAAUAGGGAAAGCUGUUCCUGCUAGGAAAAGGGGUAGGAGAUUUACUUUGUACAUGGACAAAACAUUGUGGGGAAUAACCUUAAUGGCAGGAUCUGAUUUCUAUGUCUCCCCUGAUCCUGUUAGUGUUGUACUUGUCUCCACUAAAUGUAUUUGAGUAAAGCUAGUCUUGCAUAGACUUGGGCACCUAGAACACUUAGGUAUGUCAACACUGCUGUCUGGAGAUGUGAAUUCCAGCUCAAAAAGGACAUACCUGCACUAGCUCUCAUUCAGCUGGCGUACGUAGCCACGGUGUUACAAGUGGCCCACUGCCUUGAGUACAUAUGGUCCAAAAUGUUAGGUUUAAGCAUAAUGAAAUGAAUCACUGGAUUUGCCUACUGGAAGGAUCAUCCAACCCAAGAAUCUUUAGGAAAACAAUACAGCAAAAUCUCUCAAUACAACGUUCUGCUUUCCCAGUGGACCCUAUGUCUGAUGAAUGGACAAACACCUAGUAGCGAUUUGUUACAAAGGAGGUAGAAUUGGCAGGGAACUAUUCACAGGGAGAUCUGGUUCUAUAAUGUGGGUAAGCCUGCCUUCAAAAUCCAUAUUAGGGAACAUACAUGUAGCAAUGUGUGUCCAUUAAUAGCUGAACACUUCUUCCAGCUUGGGUUGUGAUUCAGGGACCAAGGAGAGGUCAAGUUAAGCAUUGACUGUCCUAAUUUUUUUUCUGUAUUGUUUACACUGGCUUCUUGGUAUGUUAAUUCUGUGCACUCUGUGUGUGUGUGUAUAAUAUAUGUUUAAACUUUCUUUUGCUAAAACAGGAAAAGAGAUAACAUAGUUUUACAUUUAUAUGAGUCCUUCAAGAUUUAAUAAAACAAGCGUUUUACUGUUUGAGAACAGAAAAUCUGGAUCAGAACACCAGGAUUGUGCUUGUAUUGAAUCAGAUCUUUAAAAGGAAUCAAAUUUUUGUCAGAACCUUGGACCAUUUAAAAUAAUUUGAUUAUUUAUCCACUUAAUUCUCAUUUUCAAUUUUCACAUUAAGUCUCUUGGAAACUCUGUUGUUCAUCUAGAAACACAACACAAGAAAAUAGGCCAAGAGUAAACCUUCCUUCCAGUUAAAAUAUUUAGAGUGCUUUGCCAACUUAUGAAAUAUUGACCCGUUCUCCCCCUGCCUUUUUUAACCAAAGAGCUGUUAAGAUUUCUUGAAAGGCUGGCUGGUACCUUUUUAAAAAAAAAAAAACCUUUGCACUGCAUUAACAAUUGAACCUGUGUAUAUGUAUGUAAAGUCAUUUUUUGCAUGUGUGUGUAUAUAUGUACAUAUUUAUGAAAAUAAAUGACUUUUUGUAA
Messenger RNA from Caretta caretta (loggerhead turtle), 6071 nucleotides. RefSeq names its product SEC22 homolog C, vesicle trafficking protein (gene SEC22C). Gene Ontology annotation, biological process: endoplasmic reticulum to Golgi vesicle-mediated transport. The record is from RefSeq and is a predicted model, not a curated record. Lineage: Eukaryota; Metazoa; Chordata; Testudines; Cheloniidae.